AUGCACAAAUACCGCCAUCAAGCUAAAGUCGCGGCCUGGUACGACGACCCGAACGAUGAACGGAAUUUGAACUUUCCCAUUCCAAACCCGUUCUCGAAAUGGAAGUCAAACUCAAGGUCAAAUACAGACCGGAGAUUGGAGAAUGGGUUGAACGGAGCGCCUUUGGCCAUGACACAGACAGACGAUCCGAAUGACUACCGACCCUCGAGCGAAGGCAGGGGUGAAGAGCUUGGUGCAAACCGUCGCCCGCGACAUGCAGUCACAACGCCAGCAGCUAAAUCAGCGACAACGCCCUAUGCGGCAGGCGACGAAGUCGACAUUCCUCGAUCAUCGAGCCCGAUCAGUGAGGAGAAGGCCGUGAAAGAGGAAUUCCCCAGUGCACGGCGUGGUGACGAGACAAGCAGCGACACCGUCACGAAUGGCAGACCUAGCCAACCCGAAGACACGGUCUCAAUGCGGCAACGUGCUGCGGGCGACGGGCAGAAGAAGCGCGGCCUGAAAUCAUGGUUUGCCCAUGGCAGGAAUGAAGAGGCAUCGGACGACAACAACGGCAAGGACAAGAGGAAAUUCACAGUUUGGAGCCAAAUCCGCGCAACCCUGUUCAACUCGUGGAUCAACGUCCUCCUCAUUGCUUCGCCCGUCGGCAUCGCCGUCUACUACGCCGGUGUCAACCCGGUGGCAGUUUUCGUCAUCAACUUCAUCGCCAUCAUUCCGCUGGCUGCCAUGUUGAGCUAUGCCACCGAGGAAAUCGCCCUCAGAACUGGUGAAGUCAUUGGCGGUCUGCUCAAUGCCUCGUUCGGCAAUGCAGUUGAAUUGAUCGUCUCAAUCAUCGCCCUGGCAAAGGAUCAAGUCCUGAUUGUCCAGACGUCGUUGAUCGGCAGUAUGCUCUCCAAUCUGCUCCUGGUCAUGGGUAUGUGCUUUUUCUUCGGCGGCAUCAACCGCAUGGAACAAGCUUUCAACGUCACCGUUGCCCAGACCGCCUCGAGUUUGCUCUUCUUGGCUGUCAGCAGUCUGAUCAUCCCUACCGCUUUCGAACAAUGGGCCCGGACCGGAAACAAUUCCAGCACCACCACUGCGACGACCGAAAACGCCAAACCUGGCGUUGCGCAGUUGAGCAGAGGAACAGCGAUCUUACUCUUGGUUGUUUAUGCCUGCUACCUUUUCUUCCAGCUCAAGAGUCACAAAGAGAUUUACAACGCACCCAGUGCCAAGAACGAAACUCGACCAGUGGGCGCCAAGUUCAAGAAUGCAGUCAUUCCAGGCAAGAUGCGGUCGAAGAGACCGGUUGAAGCAGAAACGCCAGAUGACAACGCGGACGAACCCGAAGAGCCGCAGCUAUCAGUCAUGGUUGCCAUACUCACACUAGCAAUCUCGACGGUCCUCGUUGCUUUGAACGCCGAGUAUCUGGUCGAUUCUAUCAAUGCCAUCACUUGCGGAGGUGGAAUCUCGAAGAACUUCGUCGGUCUCAUCCUGCUCCCGAUCGUUGGUAACGCAGCCGAGCACGCGACUGCUGUCACCGUUGCCAUCAAGGAUAAAAUGGACCUUGCCAUUGGUGUCGCUGUCGGAUCCAGCAUGCAGAUCGCCCUGCUGGUGCUCCCACUUGUUGUGGUUCUAGGCUGGAUCAUCGGCAAAGACGACAUGACUUUGUUCUUUGACGGCUUUCAGAUCGCAGUCCUCUUCGUGGCGGUCCUGCUGGUCAACUACCUGAUCAGUGACGGCAAGUCACAUUACCUGGAAGGUAUCUUGCUGAUGAUCCUGUACAUCAUCAUUGCGGUUGCUGCCUGGUUCUAUCCUACCGCUCCCGGUCUCAGCGACUGCCCGGGUGAAUGA
Molecule: messenger RNA, 1830 nt
Organism: Cladophialophora yegresii CBS 114405
Lineage: Eukaryota; Fungi; Ascomycota; Eurotiomycetes; Chaetothyriales; Herpotrichiellaceae
Product: Ca2+:H+ antiporter
Exons: 2
Coding region: 1-1830 (609 amino acids)
Biological process (GO): intracellular calcium ion homeostasis; calcium ion transmembrane transport
Cellular component (GO): fungal-type vacuole membrane
Molecular function (GO): calcium:proton antiporter activity
Source: RefSeq, a predicted model, not a curated record